Messenger RNA from Spodoptera litura, 1856 nucleotides. RefSeq names its product reticulon (gene Rtnl1). Gene Ontology annotation, cellular component: endoplasmic reticulum membrane; axon. The record is from RefSeq and is a predicted model, not a curated record. NCBI's taxonomy places the organism in Eukaryota, Metazoa, Arthropoda, Insecta, Lepidoptera, Noctuidae.
AAAGUCAAUACUUUUCUCAGCAAUUUCUUGCUUGCGCUAAAUAUUUCCAGUUUUUUAAUUUUAUUUACAUAUAAAGAGAAACCUUCACGAUCUUUGCGUCUUCUAAAAAUAUUUCAUUUAUUUGUAACUGUUUUCCUUUACUGGUAUAAUUUAAUUUGUUCAAUUUUUAAUCUAUUUAAAUUGCCGGCAAACGGCGCUGCCCCCGCUGCAUCGGAGGGGUCGGCGAUGAGUAAUACCGUUCGCCUCUCGUGCUGAGUGACGUCGUGCAGCCGCGGCCGGCAAACGAUUUGCAGACCGCAGUACGAUACGGCGAGGACACACGACAGGACCCGCCCUCCGCGUUCGCAUCUUCUCGCACUCGCGCCAUUCCCGCACCCUAUCGAUCACUCGAUUCGACUUCAGUCUCCUUUAUCUUUUACGUAAGAAAACAUGGAUGGCGCCGAUGCUCUUCUCGGAGGUCUCGCGAGUGGAGACUCCGUACCAGCAGGAGACGUACCGCCUUUGGAGCCUACCAUGAAGAGGGAUCAGGACUCAAUGGACGAUUUUGAACAUCUUGAUCGUGACGGAAAGAGAGACGCUGGUGAGUCACCUCACCGCCAGCCUGCCGCCGCUACACGCAGUUUCCUCGAUAUGGAACGCGAGCUACUGUCGGAGCCGCCUCGUGCGCCUUCCGCCUCGGCAGACCAUAUCGCUGACAAGUUCACAGAUAGUGAGUCAGACGCUGACACGGCUGGCGAGUCUCCCAUACACCGGGUGGAGCCCAGAACUGAGGCAGUACGUGCCGCUGGCUAUACACCUGAACCACCGAGCGACCCUACACCUGUUCUAGCGCCAGCGACCGCACUGGCACCUCUUUCGCCACCUGCUCCUAGUGUACCGGUGGCACCCGAGAAGCCUCUACCGGAGGAGCCCAAGCCAGCAAAGUCACGCGAGCCGACACCUGAGCCGCCGAUCGUGGACCCUGUUCCCAUGCAGUCGGAACCAGUACCUCCACCAAAGCCAGUAGUGGCUCCAGAGCCAAAACGCCAAAUAGCGCAUGUAAUUGAGGCCGAGGUUAUCUUCUGCCAGAUGGGACUGGAUGCCUGGUUCGACCCGCAGAGGCUGCACCCAGAAGUGGAGUCGCUGAUCUACUGGCGGUCGGCGGCGCACAGCGGGCUGGCGCUGGGCGCGGGGCUGGCGCUGCUCGUGGCGCUGGCGUGCUGCUCCGUGGUGUCGGUGCUGGCCUACGCCUCGCUGCUGGCGCUCUCCGCAGCCGUCGCCUUCCGCAUCUAUAAGAACGUGCUACAGGCUGUGCAGAAGACUAACGAUGGUCAUCCAUUCAAAUGGCUGUUGGAGCGCGACAUCAGCGUGCCGGCGGAGCGCGCGCAGUCGCUGGCGGCGGCCGCCACCGCGCACCUCAACGCCGCGCUCGCAGAGCUGCGCAGGUUGUUCCUGGUUGAGGACUUGGUGGACUCGCUCAAGUUCGGCGUCCUGCUGUGGUGCCUGACCUACGUAGGGGCCUGCUUCAAUGGAAUCACGCUCAUCAUACUCGGGUGGAUAGCACUGUUCACUCUGCCGAAGGCGUAUGAGAUGAACAAGGCGCAGGUGGACGCCAAUCUCGAACUCGUACGUGGAAAGAUCAACGAGAUCUCCGCCAAGGUGCGGGCGGCGGUGCCGCUGGGCAGGAAGUCGGAGAGCGAGAAGGACAAGUAGGCGGGAGCGAGACGCAGCACGCUCAGUACUUCACUGUUUGUUAUAUUUAUUAUUAUGUACUAUUAAAGAUAACUACUUUACGUGUAAAGCUUUAUGAGACGAGUCAUGCGGAGAUUAUUGUAUUUGCUUUUUGAAAUUUUAAAUUAAAAUAACUGUCGAACCGA